Molecule: messenger RNA, 783 nt
Organism: Rosa rugosa (rugosa rose)
Lineage: Eukaryota; Viridiplantae; Streptophyta; Magnoliopsida; Rosales; Rosaceae
Product: histone H2B.3-like
Exons: 1
Coding region: 81-521 (146 amino acids)
Biological process (GO): nucleosome assembly
Cellular component (GO): nucleosome
Molecular function (GO): structural constituent of chromatin; DNA binding; protein heterodimerization activity
Source: RefSeq, a predicted model, not a curated record
AAAAAGUAUCCCAAUUCCCCAAUCGAUUACGCUAACUCCCAAAUUCCCCAAACCCCCAAUCCCACUCCUUCUCUAAUCCAAUGGCGCCCAAAGCUGAAAAGAAGCCCGCCGAGAAGAAGCCGGCCGAAAAGGCCCCCGCCGCCGAGAAGGCUCCUGCUGAGAAGAAGCCCAAGGCCGGCAAGAAGCUCCCCAAGGAGGCCGGAGCCGCCGCCGGAGACAAGAAGAAGAAGAGGAACAAGAAGAGCGUGGAGACCUACAAGAUCUACAUCUUCAAGGUCCUCAAGCAGGUCCACCCUGACAUCGGAAUCUCCAGCAAGGCCAUGGGCAUCAUGAACAGCUUCAUCAACGACAUCUUCGAGAAGCUCGCUCAGGAGUCGUCGAGGCUUGCGAGGUACAACAAGAAGCCGACGAUUACUUCUCGGGAGAUCCAGACCGCCGUCAGGCUUGUGCUUCCUGGUGAAUUGGCUAAGCACGCCGUCUCUGAGGGGACUAAGGCGGUGACCAAGUUUACUAGCUCUUGAAGAAUUUGGGUUUGCCCAUUGGCUUCGAUUUGGCUCUGUGUGCUUAGGCUUAGGGUUUUAAAUUAGUAGUAAAUUUGUAUUUUCGUUUAUGGAUGGGUCUGCUCGAUCCGUAGUGAAUCAAAUACGGCGGUUCAUAAAUGUUGCUCGUCUCUAACUUGGGUUCGAUUUAGAUUUUCUGCCUGUAUGGUUAAUUUGCUUUUUUACUACUGAAUUCAAUAGGGCGUUUGCUCAUAUAUAGUACGUUACUAAAUUGUUUGCUACC